Messenger RNA from Brienomyrus brachyistius, 2970 nucleotides. RefSeq names its product GATA-binding factor 2-like. NCBI's taxonomy places the organism in Eukaryota, Metazoa, Chordata, Actinopteri, Osteoglossiformes, Mormyridae. Gene Ontology annotation, molecular function: zinc ion binding; RNA polymerase II cis-regulatory region sequence-specific DNA binding; DNA-binding transcription factor activity, RNA polymerase II-specific. The transcript is spliced from 6 exons. The coding region runs from base 894 to 2222 and encodes 442 amino acids. Gene Ontology annotation, cellular component: nucleus. Gene Ontology annotation, biological process: positive regulation of transcription by RNA polymerase II; positive regulation of miRNA transcription; positive regulation of angiogenesis. The record is from RefSeq and is a predicted model, not a curated record.
AGAGAGAUGGGCUGGAGUGGCACGAGAAGAGAAAAACUGGCCAGCAUAUACGUAACAUAUGGAUAAGGAGACUAGUGGUACCAGAAAAACGACCAGCACGUAUGUGAGUGUUUCUUCUCCGAUUUAUUCCUCGUGCUCUUAUCGCAGACUCGACAGUAGUAUUUUACGACAAUAAUACGUUUCCAUGACGUAAUAAAGUAAUCACUUUAUACUUUCUUAUAAACUGUGGUUUGUUUACUUUCAGUCGAUUAGGAAAAAAUAAUUUGAUUUUACUUUAGAUAGCCCAGCUUGUUUUGACGUUGUGGUAUUUUUGUUUCUGUAAUUAAAAAUCUAUUUUUGCAGAUUGACCUGUUAAAAAGUUUGAAAUGAAAAUGCAAAAGCUGCUAGCUAUGACAGUGUGAAAAGAAAAUCUAAUUUCACAAAUCACCAGAAUGUGUCUGAACUCUGAUUAAACAGCUGAAGACUAAUUAUAAUUUGAUUAGUAUAAGAAAACCAGUCCUCCGAGAGACCUGCGGGCGGCGCGAGAUAAUUUCCCAGAGCCAGACCUCGCGUCCCUGACACUUCACUAAUGAUUUCUGAAGUACUGUAACUAAAUCUUCUGCUAGUAAUACGAAUACCAAUAACAAUGACAUUCGUCCCUUUCGGAUAACCACAACAUGGGAUACAGCAAAUAAAAGGUGUUAACCAAGAAAAACAAGACUACGGGCUUUGCCUUGAAAUAGAAGGAAACAGCAGAACGUUAAUUAUCGCUGUUACUUGAGGGCAAGAAAAUUGUACUCGGAAAUCCCUUCCGAAAGGACACGAAGACCUUUUGCAAAAGUGAGCGAACACGUAUUUUUGAGGAGAGGGGUUUUUGUAAAUUGCAGUUUUUAGUAUAGUAAACAAUUUUGGAGAUGGAAGUAGCGGCCGAGCAGUCUAGGUGGAUGUCACAUCACCACUCUAUACUGAACAGCCAACACACGGACUCGCACCACCCCGGACUGACACACAACUACAUGGACCCCAUGGCCCAGUUACUGCCACCAGACGAGGUCGACGUUUUUCUAAACCAUCUGGAUUCACCAGGAAAUCCAUAUUAUCCCAGCUCCCGAACCAGGGUGUCUUACAGUCAAGCUCACGCUCGCCUCGCAGGGAGUCAAGUCUGCCGACCGCACCUCCUUCACAGUCCAGGCAUCCCGUGGCUGGACAGUAGCAAGGCGGCCUUUUCCGCGACGCAUCAUCCCAACCCAUGGGCGGUCAGCCACUUUAGCAAGCCCGGAUUGCAUCCGGCAAGGUCUGGCUUUCCCUGCAGCAGUGGUUCCUCUACUGCUCCCGUGCCAUCUCUGACUUCGGCAUCUCAUUCCAGCCCACACCACCUCUAUAGUUUCCCCCCGACUCCACCUAAGGACGUGUCUCCAGAUCCAGGAGCUGCUUCGCCAUCAUCGUCUUCCACUAGAAUAGACGAGAAAGAGUCCAUCAAGUACCAGUUAUCAAUAUCAGAUGGAAUGAAAAUGGAAGGUUGCAGUCCGAUACGAAACAGCCUGACUUCAAUGAAUGCCCAGACUACCUCCACACACCAUCCCAUCCCGACGUAUCCAGCCUACCCUCUCCCAACACCACACGAUUACAGCAGCAGCCUUUUCCAUCACGGCAGCCUGCUCGGCGGACCCCCCGGUUUCACACCGAAGUGUAAAUCCAAGGCAAGGUCGAGUUCAGAGGGCCGUGAGUGUGUCAACUGUGGGGCCACCUCCACACCCCUGUGGCGAAGAGAUGGCACUGGACACUACCUCUGCAAUGCCUGUGGCCUCUACCACAAGAUGAAUGGCCAGAACCGACCCCUCAUCAAACCCAAACGCAGAUUGUCCGCUGCGAGACGUGCUGGCACCUGCUGCGCUAACUGUCAGACAAGCACGACAACUCUGUGGCGACGCAACGGGAACGGAGACCCGGUGUGCAACGCCUGCGGCCUCUACUACAAGCUGCACAACGUGAACCGACCACUAACCAUGAAGAAGGAAGGUAUCCAGACACGAAACCGCAAAAUGUCCAACAAGUCCAAGAAAAGCAAGCGUGGUGAAGGCUUUGAGGAGCUCUCCAAGUGCAUGCAGGACAAGCCAUCGCCCUUCGGCAGUGCUGCACUUGCAGGGCACAUGCCUCACAUGGGGCACCUGGCUCCCUUCAGCCACUCCGCACACAUGUUGCCCACCCCCACAGCGAUUCACCCCUCCUUCACCCACCACUGAGACCCUCUACUCUCUACUUUAGGCACCUCCCCACCCCCCACUGUGGUACUCUCUCCUCAGAAGAGGAAUGAGAAUGCGUCGGGAGAUGGAGACUUGAUUUUAUUCCAUGGAUUAAAUGGACACGGUUGCUGUUUGAGAGAACCUGAUCUAAUCUGGAUUUACUGAAAGGAAAAUGAGCUUAAAUCAGCAUCUUGGCUGUUUUUUUUCCCUUGAAAGCCUGUAGAUAUGCUGGUCAAGAAGAACGUUGUGUUUCCUCCAGCUUCCUUCUCUCUAGGAAUAAUAUUGAGAAUUUACAGUGCAAAAUUGGUUUUGCAUAUUUGUUUACUUGGUACCAGAGAAAGUUUUCAGAUACCACAGCACAUUCACCACCAUUUUUAAUGAGACGUGCUGGGGGGCUGGGGGGCACCCCUGCUCAGCAAGAGGAACCGCUAAUGCUGUAAAUGUAGGAACGAAGACAAACACACAGAGAAAAAUGAAGAAAAUGCUCCACAAGGUUACGUAUGUCAUGCUGGACAUUAUUUUCAAAGGACUUAAAAAAUGAGAAGGAAACAAAAUUAUAAAUUUAAUUUCAAAAAUGUAUUAUUUUUUUGAUAAUUUAUUUUUAAUUUUUGUUCUUUUUUCCUUUCUUGAGAACACGGAUAUUUUAUUUUAAUGUUUUAUUUUAAUAUCAGACAAGAUGAGCCGUAAAACAUAAAAUCUAUCUGUCCCUCCUGCAUCAGACAAUAAAUUGAAGUUACAGUACAGAUAA